AUGGUGGCCGUGGGGGAUCUUCAGAUGCCGGAAUUUUCCUCGCAGCUUGCCUCAUCCACGGACUACCUUCUCUCGGAAUACCCGUCUGAAGUACUAUUUCCAUCGAAACUAUCUAAUCAGCUAGCCGAUCUGAGGACUGAGUUGGUUGAAACAUCAAAAUCGAUGGUGCUAGGAAGCGCAGAUACACUACAACCACUUGACUGCAUGGAACUAAAUGCACUGUUCAGUGUCUCCAACAUUCCCACUUUCAUAUCAGCUUUCUUCCAAUCUCUGCAUUGGCACUUGCCUAUUGUCCAUUUCCCAACGUUUGAUCCUGGCAAUGUUUCCAACCCCUUGCUCCUCGCCAUCUCCUUGGCUGGUGCAGCAUACAGCCUUCCCUUGGACGGUGGAAAUUUUUCACCAUGGAUCUUUGACGUGGCAGAGGAGUUCAUCUUCCGAAAGAUCGCGAAUCUAUCGGCUACUCUGUCGCCAAAGGAUCUCACACACCUGAUGCCCACCGUGCAGUUAAUACAAAGCGCUCUGAUAAUGGAGAUGCUUCAAUUUGGGCGAGACGAUGUGCAAACCAGACGUCGCAUUCGUAUUAUUCGGCAUCCUUGUUUGGUAUCAACUAUCAGGUCGUUCGGAAUUUUCAAGUUGAAACGCAGAAUGGCUCCCGAGGUCUGUGACGACUUGACGUGGAGAAUACUGGUGGCGGAGGAAAUGUGCAUCAGAAUUGCUUGCUGGGUCUUCCUCGCGGAUGGAUUCCUUACUGUCUGCUUCAAGAACCAUCCAGCACUUUCUGUCUUUGAGAUGGACUGUCACUUUGCUUGGAGUGCGGAGCUAUGGGAAGCCGAGGAUGCAGCAUCCUUUAGUAAAAUUGCUACGGCUCAUUCAUCAGCGGCACCGAUCCCUCCUUUGAAGGAAGUCGUUGAGCAAUUACUCGAGUCUCCCAAAACUGCGGACCCGAUCUCGUGGAGUUCAUCGUUAUCUCCCGAACAUCUGUUGAUUCUCAUUUACGCUAUGAACUCCCUUGCAUUCCAAGCUAGGACAGGCUUGUUCAAAUAUCUAUCGCUCGAAACAAUCAGUCGAGCUGCCGACAAUUGGAAGCGAAUUUGGGAUACCAUCAUGGGCUCUUUGGAAAAGGAACAAAUAUUGCAUCUGGGUUAUCCAAAACAUGCCGAAGAACUUUGGUGGCUAUUGAACGCUACGUUGAAGGUUGCCAGCAAGCAUGACAAGACCUUCCCUUAUCUUGACAACACUGCAACCGAUGAAUUAGGAAACUUGAAUGAUUUCAUUCAGUGGUGCGAUCGAAGCGCAACAUGA
Messenger RNA from Penicillium canariense, 1302 nucleotides. RefSeq lists its product as uncharacterized. Gene Ontology annotation, cellular component: chromatin. The record is from RefSeq and is a predicted model, not a curated record. Gene Ontology annotation, biological process: DNA-templated transcription; regulation of transcription by RNA polymerase II. Gene Ontology annotation, molecular function: RNA polymerase II cis-regulatory region sequence-specific DNA binding; zinc ion binding; DNA-binding transcription factor activity, RNA polymerase II-specific. NCBI's taxonomy places the organism in Eukaryota, Fungi, Ascomycota, Eurotiomycetes, Eurotiales, Aspergillaceae. Bases 1 to 1302 code for a protein of 433 amino acids. The transcript has 3 exons.